AUGGCUGCCAAGCCCUCCACUGCUGCCGAGAAAGCCCUCCAGAAGAUCCAGGACCAGGUCACCUGUGGGAUAUGUCUGGAGCCCUACAAACAGCCGAGGCUGCUCAAGUGUUUCCACGUGUAUUGCGAGCAGUGCCUGCAACGUCUGGAAACAAAGGCAGACCUCUACUGCGAGACGUGCGACGAGUUGAUAUGUCGAGACUGCAUCGUUCGUGUUCAUCGCGACCACCAGUACGAUCUGGUGCCCGAGUCGUUUGCCAAGCAAGAGAAAGUGAUCGUGGACUCUCUCAAGCCAGUGGAAGAACAGAUUGCUACGUUAGAAAGAGCUGUUGAGUCGGUGAACACUCGAUGUGCUGCAGUCGUAGAACAGAAGACGGCUGUGGUGGCAGAGAUCCGCACUGCCAUGGCACACCUGCGACAAGCUCUAGAGGCGAGGGAGACAGAGCUGGUGGGUCAAGCAGAGCAGACGGCACAGCAGAAACUGAAGACCUUGGCAGCACAGCGAGACGGGUUUGAACUGCAACUGGGCCAGCUGAGGAGCUGCCAGGACUUUGUGGAGGAGAGCCGACGUACUUGCAGGCAGGGGGAGAUUCUGAGGAUGAAAAGUCCUAUCGUGAAACAAGUCAACGAUCUGACAGGCAGCUUCAAACCGGAGACAUUGGCUCUUGCCGAGCAAGCCGACAUGGUGUUUGCUCACAGUCUACCUGAACUGGUGAAGACUUGCCAACGGUUUGGUAAGGUGUACUGCAGUCAGGUGUGCCCUGAGAAAUGUCGAGCCUCAGGUGAAGGCAUCAAGGUAGCCAUGAGAGGGCAAAUAGCGGCUGUCUCUGUAGAGGCUUUAGAUAGGGAGGGAGAAGCCUACCUCAGACCUGUAGGCAGCUUGAGGUGUGAGCUAGUUGCUUGCGAUGGCAGCAGUCGAGUCAGGGGCACUGUGAAGAGAAGAAAUCGGAACAUCUACGACAUCAGCUACCAGCCUCAGGCCACUGGAGAACUUCAACUACACGUUCUAAUUGAAGAGCACCCGAUCUUGAACAGUCCGUUCACUGUCACCGUUCUACCCAACUUCACUGCCCCAGCCAACAUCAUUGGAGACCUCAAUGGGGCCAUGGGGUAUAGCUGUCAGGGAGGGAGGGGAGGUGGUGGUAGCAGAACGUGUGGUCACUGUGUAUCAAUCAUCAGUGGUAAUGGAGAGAAGAAAUCAUUUGGUACUCGUGGCUCAGGUCCUGGUCAGUUCGACAGUCCUAAGCAGUUGUCAUCCACUGGCAAACACCUCAGAACAGUCGGUACCCAGGGCAGUGGACCUCUUCAGUUCCAGUAUCCAGAGGCAUUACAGUUCAUCCUCACACUGGCAAGAAUCCAGGUCUUCACAGUCGAUGGAGUCUACUUGAGGCAGUUUGGGAAGAAGGGAGAAGGAGAGGGAGAACUAAACGAGCCAGUCAGUAUUGCUAUUGACUCUGGCAAUGUAGUGUAUGUUGGUGAACUGGGGAACAAUCGUAUAUCAAUAUUCUCUACUGAUGGAGAGUUUAUCAAGUCAUUUGGAAGAAGGGAAAAGGACAGCGGGAGCCUCCUGUCAGGUUGCAACGACAAGAUGCUGCGAGUGUUUGACCUGAGUCGGCCGGACUCCGACCCCCAGCUGCUGGCCGGCAGUUCGUCUGCCGUCAAGUCUGCCGUCUGGACCAGGGAGCCGGCCAUGCUGUCUUCCUGCUGCGAGGACAAGGAUAUCACUAUCGAACUGUCUCAUGAUAGACAGUUCCUCACUGUCGCCCACGGUUCAAAGGUCACCAUCAUCAAUGCCGCAAGGCUGUGGGACACUCGUACAGGGGGUGUGGCUAAGACGCUGGUCCUGGAAUCCCCGGCAACCAGUAUCGAACUGUCUCAUGAUAGACAGUUCCUCACUGUCGCCCACGGUUCAAAGGUCACCAUCAUCAAUGCCGCAAGAUCAAGGAGCUACAGUCAGUACACCAUCUACUACACCGGACUCCUCCUCUGUGUCCUCAGUAUUAUUCACUGGGCCUACAUCUCAUCAGCAGUCAUCGACUUUUUCCUAACUUUUCUUGUCGUCAUUCAGCUAAUUGUGAUAGCUCUAUUCUUCUGUUCCUGGGCCGCACGCAUACUGAAAUACGAAAACAUUCUCAAAGUUAUUCUUUAUGGAGUGUUGUUAGCUCUUCUGCUGUACUUCUUUGCCGUGACGGCAUGGGCUAUACUCAGACUGCAAAAUGACAAACAAGAGUGCACACAGCCCCAGUGGCUACUGUUCUCGGCGUCCCAACUUCUGGUGGUCCAACUGUUCUUCGCUGCCGUCAUCUACAUCUCUCGCAAGCUGAGUCAAAUCACGACAGCUCGCAGCAACCGCCUCUCACAGAAAGCCCAACUUUGGGGGUUGGUGAUUGUGUAUCAAUUGGUUACCGUGGUGACAUUCUCCUAUGACCUCGCCCUGCUAAUCACUCGUCGAGAGACGAUGAUUGCCAGACGUUUUUCACGAGUAACAACGCGGCAAUAG
This is a messenger RNA of Geodia barretti, 2499 nucleotides long. The record is from the annotation of a GenBank genome assembly. NCBI's taxonomy places the organism in Eukaryota, Metazoa, Porifera, Demospongiae, Tetractinellida, Geodiidae.